Photinus pyralis (common eastern firefly) is the source of this 1537-nucleotide messenger RNA. Its product is annotated as venom serine carboxypeptidase-like. Lineage: Eukaryota; Metazoa; Arthropoda; Insecta; Coleoptera; Lampyridae. Gene Ontology annotation, biological process: proteolysis. The record is from RefSeq and is a predicted model, not a curated record. Gene Ontology annotation, molecular function: serine-type carboxypeptidase activity. Bases 95 to 1471 code for a protein of 458 amino acids. The transcript has a single exon.
AUAAACGCGACGAUAACCACGAACCCUCCAAUCUCAUUAAGAGAAUCUUAGUAUCUCGUCAAGUGAAUAAUAUCGUCUGUGUUUAUUAACAAAAAUGCUGCUGUUUACAGCGUUCCUAAUUUCCCUCAAGUGCCAUGUGACUCUUAGUGAUUUUGCUACAGUAGUGGACAGUGUAAAAAACGACGAACCGCUAAUUCUAACACCUCUCAUAAAUGCUGGGAAGAUAAAAGAAGCACAGGAUGCAUCUGAAGUGAAAUUCAACGGGUUUAAAAACGUAGUAAGUUAUUCAGGUUAUUUCACUGUCAAUGAAGAGUACAAUUCGAACCUCUUCUUCUGGUUCUUUCCAUCGCGAACGAGUUACGCGAACGAUCCCGUUCUUUUAUGGCUUCAAGGCGGACCUGGCUCGUCCUCGUUAAUGGGUUUAUUUUUAGAAAAUGGCCCUUUUACUGUAAAAUCUAAGCGGGGAUUAAAAUUCAGAUCUGAAACAUGGAUACAAACCCAUUCGGUCAUCUACAUCGACAAUCCCGUCGGGACUGGCUUCAGUUUCACCAACGACGGUGGUUAUCUUGAGAACGAAGUGGAUAUAGGCAAACAGCUAUACGAAGCGCUGUUGCAGUUUUUCAAACUUUUUCCCAAUUUACAAAAGAACGAGUUCUACAUUAGUGGAGAGUCGUACGCCGGCAAGUAUGUGCCGGCUAUUUCUCACACCAUUAUGAAGCAAAAUCCUGGCGCGAAACUGAAAAUCAACUUGCAAGGAUUAGCGAUUGGGAAUGGUUUGUGUGAUCCGGAAAAUCAGUUGGUGUAUGGUGACUACAUGUACCAGAUUGGGCUGAUAGAUAUUAAUGGGAAGGCUACGAUCGACAAAAUGACACAAGACGCGGUGGAUCUAAUUCGCAAGAGACAAUGGACGCAAGCAUUGGACAUAUUUAACAAACUUUUCUUCGAGAAGCCACAAAGCGUGUUUAGUAAUAUGACAGGUUUCCAUAAUUUUUACAAUUACCUUCAGGUGGACAAAAUCAAUCACGAUUAUAUUGAAAAGUAUUUGCAUAGGCAUGAUGUAAGAGAUGCAAUUCAUGUUGGAAAUAGGACAAUGAAUUAUAAUCCAGUUGUAAGACAUCACCUCCUUGCGGAUUUCUUACAGUCCAUUGCACCCCUCCUAACAGAAUUGCUCGACAACUAUAGGGUGCUCAUUUAUAGCGGACAGCUGGAUGUUAUUAUACCAUACCCAUCAACUGUAAGCUUCCUACGAAAGUUGACCUUUAGGGAAGCUAUGAUGUACCAAACGGCACCCAGGUAUCAGUGGCGUGUCGACAACGAGUUGGCGGGUUAUGUUAAACAAGCAGGAAAAUUGACGGAAGUUUUAGUACGUGAUGCCGGCCAUUUAGUUCCAGCGGAUAAGCCUAAAAUUGCACUGGACAUGAUCACAAGAUUUACAAGAAAUAAACCGUUCCAUUCAACCAUUAAUAAUUAGUAUAUAGCUAUAAGCUUUAUGAUCUUUUCGAUUUCAUUUGUAUGCCGAUAUUAAAUUAGUGUUGAA